Messenger RNA from Notechis scutatus (mainland tiger snake), 1975 nucleotides. NCBI's taxonomy places the organism in Eukaryota, Metazoa, Chordata, Lepidosauria, Squamata, Elapidae. The record is from RefSeq and is a predicted model, not a curated record.
AUGGCCACGGACAUACCAGGGUCAGUGACAUUGCCAGUGGCACCCAUGGCCGCUGGUCAAGUGAGAAUGGCAGGUUCUGUGCCUGCCAGAGGGGGAAAGAGGCGUUCUGGAAUGGACUUCGAUGAUGAAGAUGGUGAAGGACCCAGCAAAUUUUCAAGGGAGAACCAUAGUGAGAUCGAGAGACGCAGGAGGAACAAGAUGACCCAGUACAUCACCGAGCUCUCUGACAUGGUGCCCACCUGCAGCGCCUUGGCGCGCAAACCCGACAAGCUGACCAUCCUACGCAUGGCAGUGUCUCACAUGAAGUCCAUGAGGGGCACUGGGAACAAAUCUACCGAUGGAGCAUAUAAGCCUUCUUUCCUAACUGAGCAGGAAUUGAAGCACCUCAUCCUUGAAGCAGCUGAUGGUUUUCUCUUCGUGGUGGCUGCUGAAACAGGCCGAGUGAUCUACGUCUCGGACUCGGUUACGCCAGUUCUGAACCAGCCUCAGUCGGAGUGGUUUGGCAGCACCCUCUAUGAGCAGGUUCACCCGGAUGACGUAGAGAAGCUGAGGGAGCAGCUCUGUACCUCUGAAAACUCCAUGACGGGGAGGAUUUUGGAUUUGAAAACUGGCACAGUAAAGAAGGAAGGUCAACAGUCUUCAAUGAGAAUGUGCAUGGGAUCCAGGCGUUCCUUCAUAUGCAGAAUGAGAUGUGGAAAUGCUCCAUUGGAUCAUUUACCUCUGAACAGGAUAACAACCAUGAGGAAAAGAUACAGAAAUGGCCUGGGCCCAGUGAAGGAAGGAGAGGCACAAUAUGCUGUGGUUCACUGUACUGGGUACAUCAAGGCAUGGCCCCCAGCAGGAAUGACCAUACCGGAAGAAGAUGCUGAAGUGGGUCAAGGCAGCAAAUAUUGCCUGGUGGCGAUAGGAAGACUUCAGGUGACCAGUUCGCCGGUAUGCAUGGAUAUGAAUGGAAUGUCGGUCCCCACAGAAUUCUUAUCCAGGCAUAGCUCCGAUGGAAUAAUUACCUUUGUGGAUCCAAGAUGCAUCAGUGUUAUUGGCUAUCAGCCCCAGGAUCUUUUGGGGAAAGAUAUUUUAGAAUUCUGCCAUCCAGAAGAUCAAAGUCAUUUAAGAGAAAGUUUCCAGCAGCUUCAGCAGCAACAAGCUGAGUUGGAAGUACACCAGAGAGAUGGACUUUCCUCCUAUGACUUAACUCAGGUGCCAGUUCCGAGUAUACAGUCUAAUGUUCAUGAGGGGGGGAAAGCAGUGGAAAAACCAGACACCAUCUUCACCCAGGAAAGAGAUCCAAGAUUUGCGGAGAUGUUUGCUGGCAUAACUGCUUCAGAUAAAAAGAUGAUGCCUUCAGCGUCCACAACAGGAAACCAGCAGAUCUACUCUCAAGGGAGCCCGUUUCAACCAGGACAUUCUGGGAAAUCUUUCAGCUCAUCUGUGGUCCAUGUGCCAGGUGUCAACGACAUCCAGUCCUCUUCAUCAACAGGCCAGAACCUGUCACAGAUUUCUCGGCAGUUAAAUCAAAGCCAAGUUGCCUGGACAGGAAGUCGCCCUCCAUUCUCUGGACAGCAAAUCCCUUCACAAGCCAGCAAGGCACAAUCAUCCCCCUUUGCCAUUGGAUCCAGCCAUACUUACCCUGCUGAUCCAGCUUCCUUCAGCCCCCUUUCCAGUCCAGCUACAUCUUCUCCAAGUGGAAACGCCUAUUCCAGCCUAGCUAACAGGACGACAGGCUUCGCUGAGAGCAGCCAAAGUAGUGGACAGUUUCAAGGGCGGCCUUCAGAGGUCUGGUCCCAGUGGCAAAGCCAGCACCAUAACCAGCAGAACAGCGAGCAGCAUCCUCACCAGCAAACCAGCCAGACAGAAGUGUUCCAGGAUAUGCUACCUAUUCCAGGGGAUCCAACCCAAGGGACUGGCAAUUACAACAUAGAAGACUUUGCUGAUUUGGGCAUGUUUCCACCAUUUUCUGAGUAAAUUUAUCUUGCCA